Messenger RNA from Ostrinia furnacalis (Asian corn borer), 2459 nucleotides. RefSeq names its product protein KIAA0100-like. NCBI's taxonomy places the organism in Eukaryota, Metazoa, Arthropoda, Insecta, Lepidoptera, Crambidae. Bases 1 to 441 code for a protein of 146 amino acids. The transcript has 4 exons. The record is from RefSeq and is a predicted model, not a curated record.
AUGGAGUCCAACUCCUACUACUACGUCAAGAGGGACAAGAAGGACAAGGAUGACGUCGAGAAGAUGAAGGAACGCGCGGAAAAGAACAAACUGUUCAUCUACAUCAAGAUUCCCGAGGUGCCCGUGCGCGUGUCUUACAAGGGCAGCAAAGAGAAGAAUCUAGAAGACGUCAGAGACUUACCCUUGGUGCUGCCCACUCUGGAGUAUCACAACGUCACGUGGACGUGGCUUGACCUGCUGCUGGCCACCAAGAGCGACACAAGGAGGGUGAUCCUGUCGCAAGCAAUCCGGCAGAAACUACAGCUGCACAGACGAGCCGCCGCCGCGCCCGAGCCCCACGAGGAAGACAAGGCCCGCCUGCUGCUGGGAGAGAGGACCGUUACCGAAAACAAACCGCAAAAGAAAGGGACUCCGAGCGUGUUCAAGUUUUCCAAAUCAUAGCGACGCUUCUUCUUCUAGUGCAUUUAGGCGAACCGAACCAAAUAUAGACUUAAAUGAAUCUAAAGACAUUACAUUAAGAUAAUACCUACCUAGUGAUAAAUUAAGUAUUUAUUUGUUACUAUCACGAUACGAUAUAUUACAAUAUAAAUAUUUUGAGAGUAAUUCGUUCAAUUUCGGUAAAUGGUUUUAGGUUUUUUGAAGUGCGUAAUUUAGUUUUGAAUUUAUCUGAACAAGUGAUCCCAAAGGGGUUCUAAGACUGUGGAAAAAGAGCGAAAGUAUAAGUACACAGGCCAAACAAAUGAAAAUUAUGAUGACAUACUUGGAUAUUUCACACCAUAUUGUUAAUAAUUCCAUGGCACAACUUUUGCAACAGGUUUUAUCCUGUAAAUAUAGCUUUUCAUUUGCGUUGUGUAUGAAUUUAAUUUGGUUAGUCAAUUUAACUCAUGUCAUCCUAAGAUGUUUUUAUAGUAUAUGUCAUUGAUGUCAUCAGCCUGUAUUGGCGUACAAAACAUGUCUAUGUGAAAAUUUAGUGAUAAUCAUCGUCAAUUGGUUAGUGUUACCUACCUUAGAAGUAUUUAUCAGUUGAUCACGUCACUCCAACGAAUCAUGUUUUAAUUAAUUCUUUGUGAAAUGGUAUUUAAAAUUCCAUUCGCUCAUAAAUAUUCUCGUAUGUAAGUACAUUCAACUUAUAAAAAAAGUAUGAAAAGAGACGUUUAUUGAAAUUGAACGAACUACUGAUAAAGUAUGUGACUUCUAUAGAAACACUGUGUCAAAGUUUAUUAUAACUUCAAUUAAUAAACCAGUUCCUGUCAUAGAAAGACAAUCUCGCUGUUUGUUUGUGAGAUAACUAAAUAUUAUGUUAUAAUAUUAGCUAUAAAAUAAAAAGACAGUUUCAUAUACCUUCCAAUGAUACAAACGUAGUUUCGAUAGUUUUUUAAAAUAUUUUUUUGAAAACCUUUUCUUACUUAAAUUUGUGAUACGACACCCACGUCUUAUAAAUUAACGCAUCGAAAUGUAAGACUAUUUAUGUAUUAAAAUUAGAUAACAACUAUGUAACUAUUUUAGAGCGACUUUUUCUAAUUGCCUUUUUACUAUGGAUUUUAAACAUGAAUUUUGUCAAAAUUAACACUCAACUCAACCUCAAUAAAAGGUCAAUAAUGAUUUACGACACAAAAUAUAAUUUGUAUUUCAAUAUGACGUGCGAUUUCGUAUGUGAUUUAAGAUUUUAAUGCUACGCAUACGUAUCCUGGAAGUUUAUGGAUUAAAAAUUACGAUGCCAAAAGAACACUGUAAUCUAAAUUUUCGUUAGGCUGGGUUGCACCAUCUUACUUUAACUUUAGCAAACGUCAAAAUCUGUCAAACUCCAUACAAAAAACAACAGUUAUCGUCAUGGUUUAAGCUAGUUGGUGCUACUCAGCCUGAAAAUUGUAUAGUUUGCUAUGACCAGAUGCAAGUUGCUUGCUCGAUUGUACAUAGAUGUUAUAUGGUAGUAUGUAUUGGAACAAUGUAGGUAUGCUUGUAAUGAGCAAGAAAGACUGUUUUUAACUAGAACAAAGUUUAAUGUAAACUCGGCUAGUAGGUAUUCGUUAUCCUUUAGCUUCCUGCUUUUAAAAUAUUUGUCGAUUAUACAACCUACUUAAUCUAGAUUUUGGACUACAUAUUUUGUGAAACUUUAAGAUAUAAGGCCCAACAAUUUUGUAUGAGUACUAUUUAACUAAGCUUUUAAAUGGCUGAUUACUUUGUACUAGAGAAAUGAAAAAUUUCAUAUUAAUAUUCCAUAAUCAUAAAAACUACAAAUUUUAUUUCGUUGAUAAUAUUGUUAUGCACUCUUUAACUCAUACUUCCAUUUGAAUUUGUAAUAUUUACUACAGUGGUAGCCGUAGGGGCUCUAGACUUUCGGUUAAACAAUUCAGUAUUCUUAACUUUUAAGAUAAUAGUGUUUUAUACUUCUCGUUAUUUUUGUAUAAUUACUGGCAAAUAAAGAAUCGACUUGUUAUUUAAUAAAUAUUUUAAUUAAU